Molecule: messenger RNA, 1479 nt
Organism: Loxodonta africana (African savanna elephant)
Lineage: Eukaryota; Metazoa; Chordata; Mammalia; Proboscidea; Elephantidae
Gene: AGPAT2
Product: 1-acylglycerol-3-phosphate O-acyltransferase 2
Exons: 6
Coding region: 39-875 (278 amino acids)
Biological process (GO): phosphatidic acid biosynthetic process
Cellular component (GO): membrane; endoplasmic reticulum
Molecular function (GO): 1-acylglycerol-3-phosphate O-acyltransferase activity
Source: RefSeq, a predicted model, not a curated record
GGGCCGCCGGGUGCACGUCCGCCCGGCGCGCCGCCAGCAUGGACCUCUGGCCUUGGCUGAGCGCGGCGCUGCUGCUGCUGCUGCUGCUCGUGCAGCUGAGCCGCUCGGCCAAGUUCUACGCCAAGAUCAGCCUGUACUGCGCGCUCUGCUUGGGCGUCUCCACCGUGGCCUCGGUGAUCUGCCUGCUGCGCCACGGCGGCCGCACGGUGGAGAACAUGAGAAUCAUCAGCUGGUUUGUACGCUCCUUCAAGUACCUGUACGGCCUGCGCUUUGAGGUCCACGGCCUCGAGAAGCUGGAGGCGGACCAGCCCUGUGUCAUCAUCUCCAACCACCAAAGCAUCCUGGAUAUGAUGGGCCUCAUGGAGACCCUCCCCAAGCGCUGCGUGCAGAUAGCCAAGCGGGAGCUGCUGUUCCUGGGCCCCGUGGGCCUCAUCAUGUACCUAGGGGGUGUCUUCUUCAUCAACCGGCAGCACUCCAGCACUGCGGUGACCGUGAUGGCAGAAGUGGGCGACCGCAUGGUCAGGGAGAACCUCAAAGUGUGGAUCUACCCUGAGGGCACACGCAACAGCAAUGGGGACCUGCUGCCCUUCAAGAAGGGUGCCUUCUACCUGGCUAUCCAGGCCCAGGUGCCCAUCAUUCCUGUGGUCUACUCCUCCUUCUCCUCCUUCUACAACCCAGAGACAAAGCUCUUCACCUCAGGAACAAUCAAGGUGGAGGUGCUGGAUGCUAUCCCCACCAGCGGCCUCACCGUGGCCGACGUCCCCAGGCUCAUGGACACCUGCCACCGGGACAUGAGGAGCACCUUCUUCCGUGUGUCCAAGAUGCCCCAGGAGAACGGGGCAAGUGGGGGGCUGCAAGCCCUGCCAGCCCAGUAGCCAAGGCCAUGGGCUGCGGGUGAGCAGGAUGGGUGGGGGCUGGCCAGAACAUGGACAGGGGACGCCCAGGCUGCCAAAUAUCACUGUCUGUUCCCUAGCUCCCGGCUGUCAUUCCGGCCUUGGGCAUGGGGUGGCCCCUCCUGUCUCUGGCCUUGGGUUGAGACCCCUGACUUCCCUCAGUGGGAGACUAGGCCGAGCCCUUCCCAGCACUGAGGGCAGGGACCCCCAGACCUCCUGGGCCCUAAGGAGUAAGCAUACUCCAGGCUGAGUGGGCCAUCUGGUGGCCGACUGGAGCUGAGCUAUCAGCCUCAAGCCUUGGGACCAGCCUGUGUGAGCACACUUCCUGGCAGGGGCUCUAGUAGAGCUGUCCUGGGCCCUGCAGUGGCAGAGAGGACAGGCUCCCAGGCCAGGAUGCAACCUGCAUGGGCCCUCCUGGAGGCGACAGGGCUGGGGGCGGGUGGGGCGGGCAGGCCCUGUCUUGUGCUGCCCGGCCAUAGGACACCAAAGAGAAGGGUCUAUGGAUUCAUCCACCAGCCUGGAGGCACACCUGUGGAGUCGGCAUUGCCCUUGGCUGUUAUUUUUUAUAAACCACUCCUGGAAAUGC